Molecule: messenger RNA, 3334 nt
Organism: Varanus komodoensis (Komodo dragon)
Lineage: Eukaryota; Metazoa; Chordata; Lepidosauria; Squamata; Varanidae
Gene: DMPK
Product: DM1 protein kinase
Exons: 15
Coding region: 6-2216 (736 amino acids)
Biological process (GO): peptidyl-threonine phosphorylation; actomyosin structure organization
Cellular component (GO): cytoplasm; cytoskeleton
Molecular function (GO): protein serine/threonine kinase activity; ATP binding
Source: RefSeq, a predicted model, not a curated record
CCGCCAUGGCGGCCGAGGUGCGGCUGAAGCGGCUGGAGGAGCUGGUGCUGGACCGGCGCGCGCUGGGCCCGGAGGCGCUGGUGGACCUGCUGCUGUGCGUGGAGCACGAGCUGCGCGCCUCGCCGCUGGCGCAGGAGAAGCACAUCGCCGAGUUCCUGCGCUGGGCGGAGCCCGUGACCAGCCGGCUGAAGGAGCUGCGGCUCCAGCGGGAGGACUUUGAGAUCCUAAAGGUGAUCGGCCGAGGAGCCUUCAGUGAGGUGGCCGUGGUAAAGCAGAAGAAGGGUCCCCGUGUGUACGCCAUGAAAAUCAUGAAUAAGUGGGACAUGCUGAAGCGAGGCGAGGUCUCCUGCUUCCGGGAGGAACGCGACGUCUUGGUGAACGGAGACCAGCGCUGGAUCACGCGGCUGCAUUUUGCUUUCCAGGACGAGAACUACCUGUACCUGGUGAUGGACUAUUACGUGGGGGGCGACCUCCUGACACUGCUGAGCAAGUUCGGGGACCACAUCCCGCUGGAGAUGGCUCGGUUCUACCUGGCCGAGAUGGCGAUGGCCAUCGACUCCAUCCACCGCAUGGGCUACGUGCACAGAGACAUCAAGCCCGACAACGUCCUGCUGGACCAGUGUGGGCACAUCCGGCUGGGGGACUUUGGCUCCUGCCUCAAGCUCCGGGAGGACGGGACGGUCUGCUCGGCGGUGGCGGUGGGCACCCCGGAUUACCUCUCCCCAGAGAUCCUGCACGCGGUGGAGGACGGAGCACAUUCCUACGGCACGGAGUGUGACUGGUGGUCCCUGGGCGUCUUCGCCUACGAGAUGUUCUUCGGGCACACCCCGUUCUUUGCCGACUCUGUGGUGGAAACCUACGGCAAGAUCAUCCAUUUCAAAGAGCAUUUCCGCUUCCCCCCGUCGGCGCCGGAAGCCCCGCCGGAAGCCCAGGCCUUGAUCGAAGGGCUGAUCUGCCCCCGAGAGACGCGGCUGGGACGGAACGGGCUCCGCGACUUCCAGGAGCACCCCUUCUUCGCAGGCGUGGACUGGGAGAACCUACGGGGCUGCACUCCGGCGUUCGUGCCCGAGUUCGCCAACGCCACUGACACCUGCAACUUCGACGUGGUGGAAGACUGUCUCACUGACAUGGUGAGCGGGGGAGGGGAGACGCUGUCCGACGUGCUCGAAAGCUCUCCGCUGGGGGUGCACCUGCCCUUCGUGGGAUACUCGUACACCUACACCGCACUGAAACAGAAUGAGGCCGAAGACGGUGGCCCCCCAGACCCCGCCAUGGAGGUGGAGUGCGGCAGGAGGAUCGCGCCUGCGGAGCCGCCCCCCCAGGCCCCCCCCGAGGAGCUGGCGGGCAAGCUGCCGGAUGGGCCGCAGCCGGACCUUGCCGCGUUCCUGGAGCUGCAAGCGGCGCUCGCAGAGGAGCUGAGGAGCCGCGAGGUGCUGUGCCAGGAGCUGAGCAUGGUCAAGGUGGCCAACCAGACCUUCGCCAGCCAGCUGCAGGAAGCCCAGAGCCGCAACCUGGAACUGGAAGCGCAGAUCAGACGCCUGCAGGAGCAGAUCGACGGGAUGAACGUGAUGGGCGAGGAAGCUGCUCUGGGGUGGAGCCCCCGCUGGCCUCACAACCAUUCCCACCCUUUCUUGUGCGGCGUGGAGCGCCCCGUUGACGCAGCACCAUGGCAUCUCGGCUCUGUGAAUACCCGCUUGUGGUACCUCUGUACCGGCACUUGCUGCUCUUUUCCAGGGUACAUAGGCCCUGCAUCGUCAAGGUGGGAUACCUGCUCCUGUGCACUGGCGGAUUGGUGCCGGAGGCCCCCCCCCGGGGCUGACUGGAUGUGGCGUGAACGCUGCCAGGAGAGGGGCCGGCUGUGUCUGGCCGCUGCGCGCACCUGCCUGGUGAACCCUUGCUGGGCAUUUGGGAGCCCUCUUGCCACUGGACGCUCGUUGCCCUGGAGGACUCUUGGGCCCGGAGGCGUGGCAGCGCCGGGUCCCCUGCCCCAGCAGCGAGGGGGGCCCUGCCCCCUCCCGCUGCAGCUGGCGUGGCCCACACUCGCCCCCGGCGCCCUGCCCGGCCCCCGCUCAGGAUCCUGGCCUCCCUCUCCCAUCGCCCCCGUGGCUGCCACGGGCGUCUCUCCGGUGCCUUCCCCCAGCAGCCGCCCCACCUCGUACUGUUGGGCAGUCGGGCAGGCUCUGAGGAGGGCUUUUCUUGGGGGGCCGAGUUCUUAAGCUGCGCAGAACCCAGCUGACCCCCCCCCCCCCGGGAUUGUUCCGUUGGAUCGCUCCAGCCUGAGCAGCCUUGGCGCUUCACCCCCGAGAGCCCAGCUCUCCAGGGGCCUUCCGGGCCUGGAGGAAAACGCGCCUGCUCCGGCCACGAUCCUCCACGUGGACUUGACUUGACGCGCCUGUUGCUGCUGGCUCCCCAGCCGCACGUGGGAAACGCCUUUCCGGACUCUGCUGUGCCACCCACCGUGUUUGCCGGAGACCCACUGCCACAAGCCGCUUCUGCUUCCCUUUGGCUUGGGCCAGCCAGCAACUUCAAGGACUCCUGCGCCGUGGCACCUGGGUUCUUUGUGCCAGGUGCCGCGACCCGCUUGGUGCAAUAAAGCUCCCGGCGGAGGCAGCACCAGCAGGUGAGGGCAAUCACGCCCUCCGCCAGCUCUGGCUCUGGCCUCCAUCUUGGAUCCCCAGGGAAGGAAGGGAUGGCCAGGAGCCAGCCAUCCCGGGCACGAGGCCCGUCCCCACAGCCCCGCAGGGGCACAGGCUGCAACCAAUGCCUCCGAGUCACACCGAGGGCCAGCGACUCACUGGCCAGGAGAGCCGUGGAGGGGCAGCCGCAGCAGGCCCAUUCUGCCGUAUGGCCAGGUGUGAGCUCAGACAAGGUUGAAAAGCCCACGCGGGCCGGCACCGCUUAUACCCGCACUUGCACACUUCUGUCGCCCGGGGGCAGCACCAGCCUGUCUUCCUCCACACUUCCAGCACACACAAGGUUCUUUGCGAUUUAUUGGGGAUUGUGGUGUUUGGCAGUAAAUCUUAUGUGCCCCCCCUGCCCCCCACAACCAGCAGGAGACACCUUUGCUCCCCGCCUUGCCAGAAGCAAGCGGAACUCGUGUGUGGAUGUUUCUCAAGCAGAAAUGCACAGAACAAGAUUUAGGGUUAGUUUUAAGGUUUUGCACUAUGCUCCUCUUGGGCCUCUCCACCUCCCCCUGUAUUUAUUAUGCCCCCCCCGCGUAAUAAGGUACAUUUGGUUGGAUGCAUGAGAACACUGUACGUUUGUGGCCAUGUGAGUUAAGGGGAUCCCCUCUUCAAGAGAUGAAUAAAGUUGGAACUAUUCCAUGUCCCCUGGA